Suillus clintonianus is the source of this 807-nucleotide messenger RNA. RefSeq lists its product as uncharacterized. NCBI's taxonomy places the organism in Eukaryota, Fungi, Basidiomycota, Agaricomycetes, Boletales, Suillaceae. The record is from RefSeq and is a predicted model, not a curated record. The annotation marks the transcript as partial. The transcript has 5 exons.
GCACGUUGGAUUCCUCGGGCUGUUGACAUGUUCUGCAUCCUGAACGAUACAUUCCGCAUUGCCAUGUUGAUGGAAGAGGACCAGGCUGCCCAGGUGUCAGAUAAACCAGAGGAUGAAUCGGUCAAGGCGCAGAGGAAGGAAGUCUUGUCUCUGAUAUGCGAAGAUUCCCAAGAAUGGCAUAUGAGGAACUUUACAAAGAUCUUAGCAGGAGCACCAUACCUGCGCAAACUUGCAUAUGGAAGCGUCAAACAACAGUCCAAGCUACUGGAUGUCCUGACCGAGAUGCAGGGCAUUAUGAGUCAGGUACGGUCAGAUGAUACCAGUCACCUGAAAACUUGCAUUGGACAGUAUGCCGCCCCAAGGCCUACAGAUGAGGGGCUGAGCCCUACAAUUUUUACUGACAACAAAUCUCGUGCUAAACUUGGCGUUAAUCACCCCCAACUUGCAGCGCUACUGUGUCCUAUCAAGCAUGUCAAAGCAUUUCAUGAAGAUCCAAAAAAGUACAACGCAGUGAUCAAGAUGCAGACGGCUGCAUGGCCUGCAUUUGCAUAUGCAGGUGAUCCACCCGGCACAGAUUUUGACCCAGACAACGUUCAAGAAGGAUUUUUACAAGGUUAUUAUUUGAAGCACGUUUUCUGUCACAUAUUCACUUCCCCAUCAUCUGCGCUCCUCCCUGAUGGAGAUGCGAACACGAUCCACUCAGGUAAUGCCAAAUUACAUGGCAUGGAGAAGGUCGAGGCUGAGCAUAUCGCAUAUGCAUUCAUCCAGGUGCGUGCUGCAAUAGAAUUUAUUUAUACCACUAUCUAA